AUGGUCCUCUCUCACACUACGAACCACACCUACUCCCACCCCUUCCCGACCGUGACACUCGCCUACUUUCUCCGCUACUCUUCGCCCAAACUCAACCCAUUCUCCACCCAUGUCCUCAGCACCGACACCAUCGAUAGUCGCCUCGACCCGGCGACGGGCAGGUUGCACACCACCCGCAUCCACCUGAAGAAGUCUCGCAUGCCUGCGCCAGUCUUCAAGCUUCUUCCUACAUCCAUCACCGGAGGCGGCUCCAGCGAGAAAAACUCUGUCAUUGACAUGCGCGAGGGUUGGAUGCGCACCGAGAGCAAGAACCUCAGCUUCAUGAAUGUGCUCUCCGUCGUCGAGAAGCAGGAUUUCCGCCUUCCAGCUGAAGCAGCUGACGCGACUACCGAUGUCACAACCACAUUCGUGUACAAGUCGCGUCUCGGCGAGAGGCUGCGCGGCGGCAAGAAGGACCAGAUGCAAUCUGCCGUCGAGCAACCGGAGCAAAAGGAGGGUCGCUGGAUGCCCGGCUGGAUGAGCGGACUCGGCGCGCGCGGCGUGCAACGCAGCAUCGAGAGCAUCGCCUCGAGCAAGACACAGGACCAGAUGGGCAAGAGCCGUGAGGGCAUGCGCGUCGUUCUGGAGCGACUCCGGAAGAACGGCGUCGUGGGCGUGCUGGAGAUGAUGAGACGGGAACGCCAGUUGGCUUGA
Colletotrichum fioriniae is the source of this 693-nucleotide messenger RNA. Lineage: Eukaryota; Fungi; Ascomycota; Sordariomycetes; Glomerellales; Glomerellaceae. The record is from RefSeq and is a predicted model, not a curated record.